Molecule: messenger RNA, 699 nt
Organism: Wickerhamiella sorbophila
Lineage: Eukaryota; Fungi; Ascomycota; Dipodascomycetes; Dipodascales; Trichomonascaceae
Exons: 1
Coding region: 1-699 (232 amino acids)
Source: RefSeq, a predicted model, not a curated record
AUGGGGUUUUUAACGUGUAACCGAUCUAAAAGAUGUUUAAAGGACUUUAAAAGUCAAAGAUCUUUGAAAAGAGCCCGCCUAGAGCCGGCAAGAAAACUGGGGAUCGAGAGUUUGCCUGUGGAGCUUCUUGAAGUCAUUCUAGUGCAGAGCUCGAAUUUUGCCCUGCCCCAAGCAUCUCCAACUCUUGCCCAGAGAUUGAGAAAAACCCCUUUGCUUGCAGAGUAUAUGAUCCGCGGGCAGAUGCUGGAAUCCGGGCAAUUACCCACCCAGGUCACCGCAUGGCCGUUUGUCACUCGUGAGCUUUUAGAACGCAUUGGCAUUAUCGACUUCGACUCUCCGCAUAUCCCGAAGUCGCUUCAAGAGAGCUCCUCCCCAGCAUCACUUGAUUUAAUUAUUUAUUUGGUCCGCUGUGGCUGCAUUCCCGACGACGCCGACAUUUUGUAUUCCGAACUAUUGAGAAAUGGGCGUGUGAGCGACGUCGAGCUUCUAAUAUCCCGCAAUAUCGCUUGUAAACAGGGAGCAGCAAUUCAGGCUAUGGAACUAAACUACCAUGACCUAGCAGAGAAGCUCGUGGAAGCUGCUGGCGCUCACUCUCUCACUCUCGCCGACGCAGAGCAGCUUUGGGCCUACGCAUCACAGACUGAAAACAAAACCAUUCUCAAUCGCCUUAUGGAGAUUGAAGCAGAGCAUAGCAUAUAG